This is a messenger RNA of Triplophysa rosa, 2298 nucleotides long. It is a transcript of the gene dusp19b, whose product is annotated as dual specificity phosphatase 19b. The transcript has 4 exons. Gene Ontology annotation, molecular function: JUN kinase phosphatase activity. Gene Ontology annotation, cellular component: cytoplasm. Gene Ontology annotation, biological process: regulation of MAP kinase activity; protein dephosphorylation. NCBI's taxonomy places the organism in Eukaryota, Metazoa, Chordata, Actinopteri, Cypriniformes, Nemacheilidae. The coding region runs from base 93 to 701 and encodes 202 amino acids. The record is from RefSeq and is a predicted model, not a curated record.
CAUGCGCGCAGCGUGACGGCUAGUUCGACCGUCGUUUUCGAAGUGGCGGCUGGUUUGACCGAGGACAUCGGUAAAUUGGCAUAAAUACAAAGAUGAAAUCUCUAGCGCAGGACAUAGAGGGUUUCUCUAAAGGUCAUUUGAGGAAACAGAGCACCCGUGUGACGACGGUGACCGGAAGGAAACUGAUAGAGACGCGGAGCGGUGAAAACUUUCAAAUAGCGGACGAUACAGAACAGGGCGGUGACGAGGCGUGUGGGUUCGUGCAGGAUCUGAGCCUGGACCUGCAAGUUGGCACCAUCAGACCUUUCCUUUUACUCUCUUCACAGGAUGCUGCUCAUGACAUAGACACACUGAAAAAAUGUAAGGUAACCCAUAUGCUGAAUGUGGCCUAUGGGGUUGAAAAUGCAUUCCCAGAACUCUUCACAUACAAGACUGUCACCAUGUUAGAUCUUCCAGAGACAGACAUCAUCUCCUAUUUUCCUCAGUGUUUUGAGUUCAUAAACCAGGCCUCUCAUCAGGGUGGAGUGGUGUUGGUGCAUUGUAACGCCGGGGUGUCUCGCUCGGCUUCUGUUGUCAUCGGUUUCCUCAUAUACCAAGAGAAGAUGUCAUUCGAAGAAGCCUUCCGUGCUGUGAAAUCUGCUAGGCCACACAUCCAGCCAAACCCAGGCUUUAUGAACCAGCUAAAGAAUUAUCAGCCUUGAAGCAACAUACCUCUCAAAUGUCAUUUUAUCAUUGACCUUAUGGAUUCAGGGCACUGAGUAUAUUUUAUACCAAUGUUUCUAUUGUCGUGUAGCACUUUACUAAUGAUCUGAUGAGUUGAAUCAGGUCUAUUAGAAAAUGGAAACCUACAGAAUGUGCAGUACAAUAGACGUGAGGUUAAAAUGCCAACAUGAUUUUUGAGUGUUUCGGUGUUGUUAUGCCUAAAAUAUUCAAUUAUGUUUGAUUCCAUUUUAUUUAUCUAGCGCUUUUCACAGUUUUGCAUUAGGAAAUGGCAAUAGUCACUGGUAAAGAGAUAUAGUUGUGAAAAAUAAAGAAGGCAAAGAGUACAUUGUGGAUGAAACUUAACAAAUAUUUGCAAAAAAUGUCACAAUAUACAGUCCUGAUAUUGUAUGAGUGACACACCGAGGUGGGAUACUCUCAUUAUAAUGUGGAAUGAGUCUGUGGAAUCAGAUAGAUCAAUUUUCUUUUAAUAUUUAUCUGAAUAUUUAUUAUGCCUAAAAUAUUAAAUUAUGUUUGAUUCCAUUUUAUUUAUCGAGCGCUUUUCACAGCUUUGCAUUAGGAAAUGGCAAUAGUCACUGGUAAAGAGAUAUAGUUGUGAAAAAUAAAGGCAAAGAGUACAUUGUGGAUGAAACUUAACAAAAAUUAGCAAAAAUGUGUAUAUUAAAAAUAUUUUAUAAAGUAUUUUAACACGUUGGCAAAAUAAUGUCCUGGUUUUCCUCGUUUCAGAAUUAACUUCUGAAAAUAACGGACCAUUUCAUCUUACAUAGAUAAUUAAAUCUUAAUAAUAUUUUAAAUCGGUUAUAAAUAUUCUGUUGGUUGUAUUUUGUUCAAACAUUUGUGUGGCUGAAACGGGAAGUUCCUCUCGACCAGCAUUACACCAGGGUUGGUUACGUCAUCUGAAGAGGUCAUUACACAACCUGAGAUUCACUGUUCAUUUUAGUUUAUUCUGACAGCUGCGGUAAGAAAAAUAACAGUCUCAAGGGCUGAACAAAUCUGCAUAAUUCUUCAUAAAGCCUUAACUGGACCGAUAAAAGAUUUUACACCUCUACAUAAAGCCAAUAGAAUAAAAAGAGGUUGAAUACCUCCAGAGAAUAAAGACUACAAAGCUGUGGAAGGUGCGUUUCAUUUCAUGAGGGUUUUUUUUUCAGGAGGAAGCCAACAAAUCUUUCCCUUUGUUGUUCUUUCAGGAAGCCAGGAAUAUCUGAACUCUGCCACAUCUGAUCAAGCUGAAGACAAUGGAGCUCUGUCAGACUCCUGAGGUAACCCAAACCAUGUCACAAGCUCAUACAGGAGAGAAGAGUUAUGUGUGUACUGUUUGCAAUAAGCAUUUCACUCAGGCCAGCACAGAAAAGGAUUCACAGAGGAGAAAAACCAUAUCGCUGUGAGAACUGUAAUAAGUGUUUCCCUCAAAGAUGUCAUCUCAACUACCCUUCUAAGGGAUGUCACAUGGAGACGAAAAGUUCAGCAAACUCAACUAUGAAAGUGAUUGAAAUGUUUUUCCAUUUCUGCCUUUCUAAACUGAUGUGAUAGAAGCAAAACAUAUAACAUUUAUUCCCAAAUAAAAGUGUAUUUCUGCAU